Cuscuta epithymum is the source of this 1387-nucleotide messenger RNA. NCBI's taxonomy places the organism in Eukaryota, Viridiplantae, Streptophyta, Magnoliopsida, Solanales, Convolvulaceae. The record is from the annotation of a GenBank genome assembly.
CGCCAAUUUACGAUGUACAUAAAAAUAGCCCAAUUUACGUAAAAACUGCAGUAAAUCCAUUAAUCUUCUACUCCGUAGAGCAAAAUUACGAUUAGGGUUUUUGGAUCGCAGCUGCUCUUGAUCCGAAUUUUCAGCAACCAUGGUUCUCAAGACUGAACUUUGCCGCUUUAGUGGUGCCAAGAUUUAUCCUGGGAAAGGAAUCAGAUUUGUGCGUGCAGAUUCUCAGGUUUUCCUGUUUGCACAAUCAAAAUGCAAGAGGUACUUUCAUAACCGUUUGAAGCCUGCCAAGCUCACGUGGACUGCUGUGUACAGAAAACAGCACAAGAAGGAUCAUGCCCAAGAGGCUGUUAAGAGGAAGAGACGCACCACAAAGAAGCCUUAUUCUAGAUCUAUUGUGGGUGCAACCUUGGAGGUAAUCCAGAAGAAAAGAGCCGAAAAGCCAGAAGUCCGUGAUGCCGCAAGGGAGUCUGCUCUCCGUGAAAUUAAGGAAAGGAUAAAAAAGACAAAAGAUGAAAAGAAGGCAAAGAAGGCAGAAGUGAUGGCCAAGUCAAAUAAGGCAGGGAAGGUCCCCAGAAGUGCUACACAGGCUAAGGGUCCUAAGAUUGGAGGAGGCGGCGGAAAACGCUGAGCUAGGUGUUCUUUUUAGUUCGCUUACAGAAAUAUGAAGAAUUACUUGGGGUUAUUUUAUGUUCAUUUCAUCACUUCAAAAUUUUGAUAUUGGCCAUAAACUCGUCACAGGUUGUCAGGCCUUUUGAUUGCCACAUUUAGAGCCCGUUUGGAGAACUCUGUUUUCGGCUUAUCAGGCUUAUCAGCCAGCUUUUUCACCAAACACGUAACUUUUACUUUCGCGCGCUGAAUUGUGUAAUAAGCCGAAAAAGUAAGGUUGGAGUUACUUUUCUGGCUGUAUUGGCUGAAGUUACUGUAAAGGACCAUUUUAGCUAUUUUUACCUAUAAUUUUUUCUUUAAUUUAUUAAUAAAAUAUAUUUUUAAAAUAUUUUUUUCUUAAAUCAGCAGAAUCAGCCAAAACAGCCACUCCAGCCAGAAUAUCAUAAAUUUCAGCAGAAUCAGCCAAAACAGCCGAUUUUGGUGCUACCAAACGGGCUCUUAGCUAUUUGUCUUUCUGCCGCCCUGCAUUGAACAUGAAUUUCGUUAUUCAACAGAAAAAAGAAUUAUAUAAUCUGUAUAGUGGCCAUUUCUUAAAGAUGCCUUAACCCUGUUAUUUCUAUUUACAUCCCAACCUAGUUCAGUUUACCUUGCACCAACCGAGGUUGAUUCUGUACCAGCUUAUUCGACUUGUUAAAUAAAUAAUACUCCGUGAGAUCCAUUGGAUGAUCCUUUCGGCUAUAGCUUGAUUGUAUAAAUAUAUAAAAAGUUAGGUUGACGGAAA